Molecule: messenger RNA, 732 nt
Organism: Abrus precatorius (Indian licorice)
Lineage: Eukaryota; Viridiplantae; Streptophyta; Magnoliopsida; Fabales; Fabaceae
Product: thaumatin-like protein
Exons: 2
Coding region: 1-732 (243 amino acids)
Biological process (GO): defense response
Cellular component (GO): extracellular region
Source: RefSeq, a predicted model, not a curated record
AUGGCAAGAACUUCCUCCAUUCUUUUAGUUGCUUUUUACUCCAUCAUACUCACAGAUGGGGCUCAACUCAUUUUAGUGAACAAUUGUGGGGAGAGUGUGUGGCCAGGGAUACUUGGAAGUGCAGGGCAGCAAACUCCAAAAGAUGGGGGGCUCCAUCUUGGAAGUGGUGAGGAAAUAGUGCUUGAUGUGGCAGAGAAGUGGUCAGGGAGAAUUUGGGGAAGGCAAGGUUGUAGCUUUGACAAUGAUGGAAAUGGCCACUGUCUCACAGGUGAUUGCAAUGGGAAACUACAUUGUGGAGGGAAAGGAGGGGUGCCACCAGCAACAGUGGUUGAAAUGACACUUGGAUCCUCCUCUUCACCUCUGCAUUUCUAUGAUGUGAGUUUGGUGGAUGGCUUCAACUUGCCUGUUUCUAUGAAGCCUGUUGGCGGUGGAAUUGGGUGUGGAGUGGCUUCUUGUGAGGUGGAUUUGAAUGUUUGUUGUCCAUCAGCACUUGAGGUGAAGAGGAAUGGUAAGGUUGUGGGGUGCAAAAGUGCAUGCUUGGCUAUGCAAUCAGCAAAGUAUUGCUGCACAGGGAAUUAUUCUGACCCAAAAACUUGCAAGCCUACCCUUUUUGCUCAUCUCUUUAAGGCUAUAUGUCCUAAGGCUUAUAGUUAUGCAUAUGAUGACUCUAGCAGCCUUAACAGAUGCAGGGCUCCAAGGUAUGUCAUCACUUUCUGCCCACCUCCACUGUAG